Tauraco erythrolophus (red-crested turaco) is the source of this 1734-nucleotide messenger RNA. NCBI's taxonomy places the organism in Eukaryota, Metazoa, Chordata, Aves, Musophagiformes, Musophagidae. The record is from RefSeq and is a predicted model, not a curated record.
AAUCAACAACUUCUUUUACAGGGAAUGCAGAGGGCAACCAAUGUUACCUACCAAGCUCAUCAUGUCAGCAGAAAUAAGAGAGGUCAAGUGGUAGGAACAAGAAGUGGUUUUCGCGGAUGCACAGUCUGGUUAACAGGUCUGUCUGGUGCUGGGAAGACUACAGUGAGCAUGGCACUGGAGGAGUAUUUAGUGUGCCAUGGCAUUCCGUGCUACACGUUGGAUGGUGACAAUAUUCGCCAAGGCCUUAAUAAGAAUCUGGGUUUCACACCAGAAGAUAGAGAAGAAAACGUCCGUCGUAUUGCUGAGGUUGCUAAACUGUUUGCAGAUGCUGGUUUGGUGUGCAUUACUAGUUUCAUCUCUCCUUAUGCUCAGGAUCGUAAUAACGCCAGACGAAUUCAUGAAGGGGCAAGUUUGCCUUUUUUUGAAGUGUUUGUGGAUGCUCCAUUGCAUGUCUGUGAGCAGAGAGAUGUUAAAGGACUCUAUAAGAAAGCCAGAGCUGGAGAAAUUAAAGGUUUUACCGGGAUUGACUCUGAGUAUGAAAAACCAGAAGCCCCAGAGCUUGUGCUGAAAACUGAUUCCUGUGAUGUGAAUGAUUGUAUACAACAAGUUGUGGAACUUCUUCAAGAGAGGGAUAUUGUACCAGUGGAUGCCUCUCAUGAGGUGAAAGAGCUUUAUGUGCCAGAAAACAAGCUACAGUUGGCCAAAACUGAUGCUGAAUCUCUGUUAACCUUGGAAAUAAAUAAGGUGGAUAUGCAAUGGGUGCAAGUACUAGCAGAAGGUUGGGCAACACCCCUGAAUGGCUUUAUGAGAGAGAGAGAAUACCUACAGUGCCUUCACUUUGACUGUCUCCUCGAUGGGGGAGUUAUUAAUCUGUCAGUGCCUAUAGUGCUAACGGCUACUCAAGAAGACAAAGAAAGACUGGAUGGAUGUACAGCGAUUGCACUGGUGUAUGAAGGUCGCCGCGUGGCCAUUCUCCGUAAUCCUGAAUUCUACGAGCACAGGAAAGAGGAACGCUGUGCCAGGCAAUGGGGAACUACAUGCAAGGAACAUCCCUAUAUCAAGAUGGUUAUGGAGAAAGGGAACUGGCUUGUAGGUGGAGAUCUGCAGGUCCUUGAUCGUAUUUAUUGGAAUGAUGGACUUGAUCAAUACCGUCUCACUCCAACUGAACUAAGGCAGAAAUUCAAGGAAAUGAAUGCCGAUGCUGUCUUUGCAUUCCAGUUACGCAACCCGGUGCACAAUGGGCAUGCUCUUUUAAUGCAAGAUACACAUAAGCAGCUUUUGGAACGUGGCUACCGGCGCCCAGUUUUACUCCUGCAUCCUCUUGGAGGCUGGACAAAAGAGGAUGAUGUUCCUCUCAUGUGGCGCAUGAAGCAACAUGCUGCAGUACUGGAGGAGGGAAUCUUGAAUCCGGAAACAACAGUGGUGGCUAUAUUCCCUUCCCCCAUGAUGUAUGCUGGGCCAACUGAGGUUCAGUGGCACUGUAGAUCACGGAUGGUUGCAGGAGCUAACUUCUACAUUGUAGGGCGAGAUCCAGCAGGGAUGCCACACCCUGACACUGGGAAAGAUCUGUACGAACCAACCCAUGGUGCCAAAGUGCUGACAAUGGCUCCAGGCCUCCGAGCACUGGAAAUUGUACCCUUCAGAGUUGCAGCUUAUAACAAGAAAAAGAAGUGCAUGGAUUAUUAUGACUCUAAUCACCACCACAAUUUCUAAUUUGUUUCUGGGACGUCUUAG